UGAAAUGUCAAAAGUGGUCAAAUUUUUGAGUGUAAUCUACUUUUUCCGAGUUGCGUGAUAAAAUUUGGCUUUUUCUUUCAACUAGCAGUGUAAAAAAAGUAUUUUUCUGUCGAAAAAGUCAAAUUGCGUAGUUAAAUGGCGCAUUCAUAGAACGCUGUGUAUAUUUACCAAGUAUUUUCGUAUAAGCUGCUUAAAAUUGCCCUUAAUGCUGGAUUGAGUGCUCCAACACUCAUACCAACGCAUAAGUGCGUUUUAUGAUAGCAGCAACGGCUGCAGGCUGAUUCAUUUUUAAGGACCCCACUGGUUAGUGUUAAGAAAAAAAUUGCAAUUGAAUAGUUGAAGCAAGUCUAUUCCUAUCACGGUUACAUCAAUAUCCCAGUACCAUGUAUCAGACCGCUUGCAAUGUCGCUACGACUGGCUCAUGUGUGCCUGGUACGGAAAAUGAUUGCGAUGCUGAACGUCAAGCUGCACUUAUGGCACAGCAGCCCCCCACCGCACCGGUGGAACCAGAUUACAGCGGAUUCGAUAUAGUCAAAGCGACACAGUACGGCGCUAUUGCACGUGUACGUGAGCUUAUUGAAUCUGGUUGGGAUGUUAAUCAACCCGAUAGUGAGACUGUAACUUUGCUACAUUGGGCAGCCAUUAAUAAUAGGCGUGAUAUAAUACGUUAUUUCCUGGAGAAAGGCGCGAUUGUAGAUGCUGUAGGUGGUGAAUUGAAUGCGACACCCUUACAUUGGGCAACAAGGCAAGGGCAUCUCGGUUCCGUUGUGCUGCUGAUGAAUGCUGGUGCUGAUCCACGCAUACGUGAUGCCGAGGGCUGUUCUUGCAUACACAUUGCAGCACAGUUUGCGCACACAGCUCUGGUUGCGUAUUUCAUAGCAAAAGGUGUUGAUCCAGAUUUGCAAGAUCGUGGCGGAAUGACUGCGCUCAUGUGGGCCGCUUGGAAGGUCUGUGCACUGGAUCCCGUACGUUUAUUGCUCACGCUUGGCGCAAAUCCAGCUAUGGUCGAUUACACGCACGGCAACACUGCGUUACAUUGGGCCAUACUGGCACGCAACGCUACUGCGAUUUCUACAUUGGUUCUAAAAUCACGCGCCUCCCUCGACGUUCCUAAUUUGCGUGGCGAAACGCCGUUAACAAUGCUAGAAUCGCAGGCAGGCGCAAUAUGGAUUGGUUCCAAAGUAUUAGAUCGCGUACGUGAGGCUUCACAAAAAACCCAAACACAACGGUCAUUAAUAUCACGCCUACGUCAUGAUAAACGUCUACGUUGGUGGGCAAUGGUUGCUUGUCCAUUCACGGCGUUUUAUUUAGCUGGCGUCGUAUUUACACUAAAUACACUGUAUAUAAUUAAAUUCUUCCUUCUUGGAUGCUUGUAUGGCAUCUUCCAUACGCUUGGUAAGGCAUUAUUCGAUGAGCAUUUACUGGCAUUAUUACCGUUAAGUGUGUAUCUGGCGACGAAAGCGUGGUUCUAUGUCACGUGGAUUGUAUAUAUUGUGGAUGCGGUUUCGUUUGCGGAAACCUUAAUGUUUUUAGCUUGCUCCGCAGCGCUUUGGGUAUGUUUUAUGAAGUCAUGGAAAGGCGAUCCAGGUAUUAUACGGCCGACGCAGGAGCAACGUUUCAAAACGAUUGUCGAAUUGUCAGAACGCGGUGGUAUUGGGUUUGAACCCUCUUCUUUCUGCUCCGGCUGUCUGGUACGGCGUCCGAUACGUUCAAAGCAUUGCAGCGUUUGCGAUCGUUGCGUUGCGCGUUUCGACCAUCACUGCCCCUGGGUGGGCAAUUGUAUUGGUCUCAAGAACCACGCUUACUUUAUGGGUUUCCUCUGGAUGUUACUCAUCAUGUGCGGUUGGAUGUUAUAUGGUGGCGCCUGUUAUUAUAUCUAUCAAUGUAAUGUAUACUUUACGCUCGUGCCGCUGGCGGAUUUCCAAAAAGCAAUUAUGGACAUAGCCAAUUGUAAUGCCUGGGUCGGUUGGGUGAUGGCGAAUGCAUUGCUACAUCUUUCCUGGGUUGUGUUGCUAACAAUUUGCCAGACAUAUCAAGUCGUCUGCUUGGGUAUGACUACUAAUGAGCGCAUGAAUCGUGGACGAUACCGGCAUUUUCAGGCGAAAGGCGGUCAUAGUCCUUUCACACGUGGACCAUUCAACAACUUGGUCGAUUUUUUGGAGUGCAAAUGUUUUGGCUUAGUUCAACCGCGUCAUGUCGAUUGGAUGAAUUACUACGAUAUGGAUAUGCAGGUGGGCCGUGCAACGGUGGAACAAGAACCGCUAUUGCGUGGCAAUGCCGAUGGCGAAGGUGGUGGCACUGAGUUGGCGCACUAUCAGUACGUGUAGGAUAAGUCGAAUCGGGAUGCGGAGACGCGCAAUGCACCCAUAGCAAAUGUUUAAGCAAAUACGCAGGCAUGUCACGAUCGUAAAGGUAAAGAAACAAUGGCAUUUUUUCAAGUGCUUUAAUUAACAGGAUGUGUAGAGGUGGUUUAGAAGUGAAAUGGUUUGUGUUAACAAUGCUCCGUUGUUGUAGUAGUGCUUGCGAAAACUGGGCGUCUUGCAAAUUUUCUUUAAAUAUAUUUAUAAAUUUAUUGAAUUAAUUUUGCGUUAUUUUUUAUACAAUUUUACAAGUUCUUAUUUAUAUAAAAAUUUGUCAACUGUCACUGCUACAACAACAUUGUAUGUAAUGUGAAUAGUCAAGCCAUAGGGGACAUUUGCUAAGCGUAUUAAACUUUUAUUGUAUUAUAUAUAAACCUAAUUAUUAUAGUUUAUAAUAUUUAUUAUGCUUGGGUGGAAGAUGCGUAAACAAAGCAUAAGUAAGUUUUAUUUCGUUGAUGCGCCUAUUCAAUUAUAUACUUAAUACAAAUGUAAUUAUUAAUACUAA
Bactrocera latifrons is the source of this 2865-nucleotide messenger RNA. It is a transcript of the gene Hip14, whose product is annotated as palmitoyltransferase Hip14. Gene Ontology annotation, biological process: protein palmitoylation. Bases 384 to 2327 code for a protein of 647 amino acids. Gene Ontology annotation, molecular function: palmitoyltransferase activity; protein binding. The record is from RefSeq and is a predicted model, not a curated record. Gene Ontology annotation, cellular component: Golgi membrane. Lineage: Eukaryota; Metazoa; Arthropoda; Insecta; Diptera; Tephritidae. The transcript has 4 exons.